AGUGAUAGUAUGAAAAAGACAGUCCGGAUGUAAGAAUUUGAUUUCGAAUGUUCGUCUAGAAUAUGCUGAAAAUAAAUUAAUAUUCCCGCGAGACUUUCGCUUCAAUCCUAAAUCAAUCUUAACUGAUGAUGGCUUGAUGUAUCACGAUCMAGAAUGACUUGAUUUGCUUGAUUUGUUUGUUAAGUGAAGAAAAUUCCAGGCAACAAAGUAUCCAGACAUGGCAGAAAAGUCAACUUUAGGUGAUGAUGCUUUCAAAACAUCACCAUACGACCAUCAACUGUUUGGUGAAAGCCAAGAAAGCAAUCAAAAGAAAUGYGGUUGCUGCUCAUGGCCUCCAGCUAAAAGAUACAUUGUGGCUAUACUAGCACUAUUUGGCUUUGCUAAUGUGUAUGCCUUAAGAGUGAACCUUAGUAUUGCACUGGUUGCAAUGGUAUCAAAUCACACYGUAUACAAAGAUGGAUCUUGGGUUGAGAUACCUGCUGAAUUUAACUGGAGUACAGAACUACAAGGUAUUAUUUUAGGUGCAUUCUUUUAUGGAUAUAUUUUGACCCAGUUGCCUGGUGGUUUAUUGGCUCUUAAAUUUGGAGGAAAAAACCUGUUUGGGUUUGGAGUGUUUUUUACAUCUGCUGCUACUCUCUUCAUUCCUGUUGCUGCGAGAGGAAAUGUAGGAGUGUUGAUUGCACUGCGAGUCAUCAUAGGAGUUUGUGAGGGGGUMGUGUUUCCUGCCAAUCAUGCCUUGUGGAGUAAAUGGUCUCCACCUCUUGAGAGAAGCAAGCUGACCACAAUUGCUGUAUCAGGUACUCACAUUGGCACAGUAUUGGCUAUGUCUCUGUCAGGAGUGAUUGCCAAGUCGCUAAGAUGGCCAGCUAUCUUUUACUUCUUUGGCUCUGCAGGGAUUUUGUGGUCCAUAAUCUGGUUUUUGGUUGUMAAAAAUUCACCUGCAGAUGAUCCUAACAUAAGCCCUGAAGAGCGCGAGUUCAUUGAAAGUGCUAUUCGUUUAGGAGGAACAUCAACUAAGGAAACCCACAAACCAAUUCCAUGGAAAUCGAUUGCAACAUCUCUCCCAGUCUGGGCUAUAAUAGUAGCACAUUUCUCUGAAAACUGGGGAUUCUACACCUUGCUGACUGAAUUACCAUCCUACUUGAAACACAGCCUCAAGUUUGAUCUAGCACAUGCUGGUUUCGUGUCGGCGCUACCUUAUCUUGUSAUGGCGAUAGUGGUACAACUUGGAGGAAACCUGGCUGAUUGUUUACGAACGAAAAAGAUCCUUUCGACGACAAACGUGCGUAAACUGUGCAAUUCAACUGGUUUCUUUUUCCAGGCGGGGGCUUUAGUAAUCGUUGGUUACACUGGGGACUGGAAAGUAGUGGUUGUAUUCCUGACAAUCUCCGUAGGCAUGAAUGGAUUUGUGUACAGUGGUUUCUUUGUUAAUCAUCUUGACAUCGCACCUCAGUACGCAGGUGUGUUGAUUGGAAUCAGCAACACUAUCGCCACUCUACCUGGAAUAUUCAGUCCUUUGUUGACUGGAAUUAUCGUUCAGCAUCAUUAUCCUUCGGAAUGGAGAGUGGUGUUUUACAUUGGWGCAGUUGUUUAUGCGUGUGGAGCCAUUUUCUAYAUCAUUUUCGGUUCUGGAAACGUUCAAAUCUGGGCAAAUGAGACUAGUGGCUACGAAGAAGUUCCUCUUGGAACCAAAGAUGAAGRCGAAGAGGACGAAGAACUCAAUCGAUGAAAGCGAAAAUAUUUGUGUUAGUCUCAUCAUUAUUUGAUUUCUUUUCACUAAUUUCCAAAAGAUCGAGUAAAUAUAUGGGUAAAUAAAAGCUGGGCAGGAAGUUGUCUCCCUUUACACUGUUUCUGGCGAACUGAAACUUGUUCAUUUUUCACCAGAAAUAGUCUGCAAGGGGGAAUAGCCAAAAGGUUAAAGCAAAAAUGAAAAAUAGAAAUCMAACGAGCUUAAAUUACAASGCACUCAUUAAAGUUUCACGCACAUAAAWCAAGCUSGUGAGMGAUGAGUCAAAUGAUAGCAAUAAACGAAAAAACAAAGAAUCAAUUUUUAAUUUAUUCAUUAUUCGAAUUAAUUAAUUGAAUUAUUUUAAGCAAAUCGACCAUAUUUAUUUUUGAACAUAGUAUAUAUAGUUGAGGUUUGCAAGCCUCUGUAUUCAUAAUGUGUUGGUCGCCUAUAGAAGUGAAAACACUCAAAAUACAUAUUUCAGACAUGAAUCAUGAAUAAAAAUGKUGAUGAUCAGAGAAAAAAGGGGUUUMAAAUGAGUUCUUGUAGAACUGGAAUAUAGAUUAAUGUCGAGACAUUGUUUGCACGUUUUUUAAAGAUAGCMUCCAGCUAAAGGAGGAAUUAUAUCUUGUAUAGAAUGUAAUCAACYAGGGUAAUAUUUUACUGACUUUAUUGUAAUUUAUUAGUCAAAAUGACAAUAAAUAAGAGUUAACGGGAUAA
Molecule: messenger RNA, 2446 nt
Organism: Exaiptasia diaphana
Lineage: Eukaryota; Metazoa; Cnidaria; Anthozoa; Actiniaria; Aiptasiidae
Product: vesicular glutamate transporter 3
Exons: 11
Coding region: 218-1729 (503 amino acids)
Biological process (GO): monoatomic anion transport; transmembrane transport
Molecular function (GO): transmembrane transporter activity
Source: RefSeq, a predicted model, not a curated record